UUCACUGUCUGCCUAGUUUGGCGGGAUUGUUUUUCAUUUUCAUUUUACAGUUGUUUCCAGUCCUCCAUUCCAUUUGUGCGUGUACAAUUUUAGUCUAGCUCGCUAGCCAUUACGUUUUUAUUAACUUAUAUUUUACCAUGGAUGAAAUGGAUUGCGUUACUGUAAUCGCUCCUGUUAACAUUGCCGUUAUAAAAUACUGGGGUAAACGUGAUGAGAAACUAAUUUUACCGAUUAAUGAUUCCGUAAGUGUUACUCUAGAUACGAGUAUUAUGUGUGCAAAAACUUCAGUGUGUUUCGGGCCGGAAUUUACAGAAAAUGAAAUUUGGCUAAACGGAGUCAAGACAUCAUUCUCAAAUCCACGUCUCGUGAAUGUCUUGGACAAAAUUAAAAAUAUAGCUGCCACUCAAAGAAGUGUUGAUAAUGCUGUUCUCACUUGGAAAGUUCGUGUUUGUUCGGAAAAUAAUUUUCCAACUGCGGCGGGUUUGGCGUCCUCGGCAGCGGGUUAUGCUUGCUUGGUAACUGCUCUUGCUAAGCUUUAUAAAAUAAAAACGGAUGUCAGUGUUUUGGCAAGAAUAGGAUCAGGAAGUGCUUGUAGAAGCGUUUUCGGUGGUUUCGUGCGUUGGCAUGCUGGUGUUAAUGCUGAUGGUAGUGACUCCAUAGCAACACAGAUUGCAGAUUCUACACACUGGCCAGAAAUGAAGGCCUUGAUACUCGUUGUGUCAGAUAUUAAAAAACAUACAAGUUCUACAAUUGGUAUGAUGAAUAGUGUGAAUACAUCAGAUUUAUUGAAGUACCGUGCUAAAUAUAGUGUACCAAGAAGAACUGAAGAGAUAAGUGAAGCAAUUUUGAAGAAAGAUUUCACUAAAUUUGCUGAAUUGACAAUGAAAGACAGCAAUCAAUUCCAUGCUGUCUGUCUUGAUACCUAUCCCCCUUGUGUUUAUAUGACAGAUGUCUCACACAAAAUUGUUGAAAUAAUUCAUGCUUACAAUGAUAUGUGUGGAGAAUUGAAAGUGGCAUAUACCUUUGAUGCUGGUCCUAACGCAUGUUUAUAUCUUCUAGACAAAGAAGUUCCUACAGUUUUAAAUCUAAUUAAACAUUUGUUCCCAACAUCCAAUCUUGAUUUUGUUAUUGGACUAGGUGAUGUAGAUGGUGGUGAUUGUAAAUUUUUAAAUUCAUUCCCUAUACAGCCACAAGCAAAGGACAUAAUCAAAUAUGUCAUUCACACAAAGGUUGGCAAAGGACCAGAAGUUGUUACAUCACAUUUGCUAGACAAGAAAGGGAAUCCUUUAAAUGUAAACUGAAUAAUUUUAAAGUAUAUUUAUAAACUUAUAUUUGUGGUUACAGGUUGAAAGAGGUUCAUAUUUUUACAAAUUAUUUAUUAAAACUAUGGGCAAUUUAAUGUGGUAAACUUAAUUAAUAUUGUCAUUUAAAAAUAUUAUAACUUGAACUUUAAUUGCAUAAGUAAUGAUAGUUUUCUAUUUUUUCACAUAACAAGAGUACUUGAAGCAGCUAUCUACAUAGAUAUAAAGACACUUUAUGUCUCAAUAUUUAAAUAUAAAUGAAUUUCCACUGCUCAGGCAGUCAUACAAAAAUAUUUUAUUCCUUUAUGUUUCUAACAAUAUAAGUCGCAACAGUGGAAACUCAGCCUAACAUAAUUUCUAAACAGUUACUUUGUAAUAGUAUUUUAACAUUCCGUUUAAUUUUGUAAGAAAAUUGAAUAUAACAAAAAUGAAUCUAUUCCCUUGAUCUGAAUUUUUAAUGAAAAUUGUACAAUGAUUAAUAUUAAAGAUCCAUUAUUGGGUUUGGUUGCAAGGCUCUCAUUAUUUUAAUAGAAAAGAUAAAAGAAAAUAUUUUUCUUAUUUAAUAAGAAUAAGGUAAAAUAUUUAUUUUUAAGAGAAUAAGGAUGUUUUUAUUGAAUAUUUUUAUUAUACAAUGUUCUAUUACUUUGUGUUUGUUUUGACCUUUGCCCCAGUCUUAACUGACUAGAAUAUCUGUACAUUACUCACUUAACUCCUUCACAUUGACAAAAGAAUUGUAAAUUUUGUGUUACUUGCCAACUUACAAAAAAAUUUACAUUAUAAUAUGCUCUUUGUUGCACAACAGUGUUACAAUAUUAUAGCUUUGAUAGAGAAGUACUGAUAAUAAAACUUUUUUUUAUACCAAUGUAAAUUUUUAUGUAACAAUUAAUAAUUGUUACAAGUGAAGGUUGUAAAAACAGUUACUACAUAUGUAAUUACAGAGAAAAAAGUGCUAUUCCAUUAAGUGGCAAAAAACCUGUGGAUCAACUGUGACCUUUUGUUUUCUCAAAGAAAUAAGUUAAUUGCUUUGACAAUUGAAUUUAUCAUUUCUUGUAGUUCUAUAUACUUUUUGGUUCAGACCAUUUUGUUAGGGAUGUAAUGAGGAACUUUACCAUAGAAGCAGUAAUUUAAAUUACCAAAUUUUGGACAGUAAUUAUUGCAUGGUAUAUAUGUAGGGAAACUUUAAUAGUUAGUCUUCAAAGUUGUACAGCAUAAGUAACAAUAAUUGACUUGCUUGGGUAAUAAGGCAUGAAAUUAAUCCCAUGUUUCUACAAACCUUUAAAGCAACAUACUCCUCUGUUCUACUUUCUACCCGAUAUAAACUGAAAAGUUGUGUGGAAUUUACUAACAGAACUUACUUUAAAAUUCAAUACCUACUAUCUGAUAGUUUCAUGUCAAUAGGGGUCUCUGAACAUGUAGGGAAUAAUUGCUUCUAUAGAAAUUAAAAUUACUUUAUUUACAUAAUAAAAGCUAUACAGCAAUGUACAAAAAUACACAUGGAAUUCAACAUACAAUAGACUUAUCUAGAGAUCAUAAAAAAAACGCUGAAUUAUUUAUGAAGACAACUCCAUUUAUUCUUACACCUCAGUCAUUGAAAAGAAAUAUUUUCGGAUGUACAAAAAUAAAUGAAAUCA
Papilio xuthus (Asian swallowtail) is the source of this 2932-nucleotide messenger RNA. It is a transcript of the gene Mvd, whose product is annotated as mevalonate diphosphate decarboxylase. Gene Ontology annotation, cellular component: cytosol. The coding region runs from base 138 to 1301 and encodes 387 amino acids. Gene Ontology annotation, molecular function: diphosphomevalonate decarboxylase activity. The record is from RefSeq and is a predicted model, not a curated record. The transcript has a single exon. Lineage: Eukaryota; Metazoa; Arthropoda; Insecta; Lepidoptera; Papilionidae. Gene Ontology annotation, biological process: isopentenyl diphosphate biosynthetic process, mevalonate pathway; isoprenoid biosynthetic process.